AUUUGUGUUUAUUUUACUUUAAGGCAGCCCUCACUUAAAUCACAUUUAAAUUCAAUUAAAAAUGUUUACAAAAUUAAUAAUUUUAGUGAUUUUUAUAUGUGAAAUAUUGUAUGCACACGGGAUAGUAUUAACUCAACCUGAGCAAGUUCAUCUAUCUUAUGGAGCCGAUUCGACACAAAUGGUGAUCACAUGGACCACAUUCAACGCCACCAAUGCAUCGACCGUCGAGUUUGGGAUCAAAUUAUUGUCUCAAUCCAUGACUGGAUUCAGUACUCAAUUCACUGAUGGAGGGAAUGAGAGGCGAAUCCUUUAUAUUCAUAGAGUUGUGUUGACACAACUCACACCGGGAACCGCUUACAUCUAUCACUGCGGAAGUACUGAUGGCUGGAGUCCUAUGUUUAGGUUCACGGCUAUGAGGAAUGGCAGCGAUUGGAGCCCAAGAAUCGCCAUUUUCGGUGAUUUGGGUAAUGAAAACGCGCAGUCGAUCCCCAGAUUACAAGAGGAGGUCCAGAGAGGACUCUAUGACACCGUCUUCCACAUCGGUGACUUUGCCUAUGAUAUGGAUUCUGAUAACGCGAGAGUCGGCGACGAAUUCAUGAGACAAAUCGAGUCCAUUGCAGCCUAUGUUCCCUAUCAGGUGUGUCCGGGUAAUCAUGAAUACAAAUACAAUUUCUCCAAUUAUGACAAUCGGUUUUCAAUGGUUAACAGCGGGAGUGGUCUCAUGAAUAAUCACUACUACAGCUUCAACAUAGGACCGGCACAUGUCAUCUCAUUCUCCACUGAAUUCUAUUACUUUCUGCAAUACGGAUGGAAACAGUUGUUAUACCAAUACUAUUGGCUCAUCAAUGAUCUCAAAGAGGCCAAUAAACCAGAGAACCGGGCGCUGAGGCCGUGGAUCAUAACGUUAGGCCACCGGCCUAUGUAUUGCAGCACUGAUGACAGGGAUGACUGCACUCACAAACAAAGUAUUAUCAGGAAAGGGCUACCGAUUGUGCACACAUUGGGUUUGGAGGACCUGUUUUACGAGUCGGGGGUGGACUUAGAGGUGUGGGCCCACGAGCACGUCUACGAGCGAAUGUGGCCCUUAUAUAACCUAACUGUCCAUAACGGCUCCCAAUCGCACCCGUAUACCAACCCCACAGCGCCCGUCCAUAUAAUCACCGGCUCAGCCGGGUGUAAUGAAAGGCACGACUCGUUUGUGAAAAACCCUCCCGAAUGGAGUGCGGUCCGUAUAUCAGACUAUGGAUACACUAGACUUCAUAUAAUAAAUGCCUCGCACCUGUCACUGGAACAGGUAUCUGAUGAUCAGAAUGGGAAAAUUGUGGACAAAAUAAUGCUAAUAAAGGAUUCGCACGGAAUUAGACACAAAAAGGACAGUUGUUAACCAAUUUGUACCCAUAAUUGUACUGUAUAAUAACUUGUAUCAGGCAAC
Molecule: messenger RNA, 1432 nt
Organism: Oppiella nova
Lineage: Eukaryota; Metazoa; Arthropoda; Arachnida; Sarcoptiformes; Oppiidae
Source: the annotation of a GenBank genome assembly